Messenger RNA from Lingula anatina, 1537 nucleotides. RefSeq lists its product as uncharacterized. NCBI's taxonomy places the organism in Eukaryota, Metazoa, Brachiopoda, Lingulata, Lingulida, Lingulidae. The record is from RefSeq and is a predicted model, not a curated record.
UCCAGACAAACUUGAGUGUAAUCACUAUGCCAGGUUUUCAAGAUCUAUACGCGUUUUGCCUCCCAUAUUUCCAUAUAUUGCUGGAUUGGGUGUACCGGGUUGUGUUUCGGACCAGACUGAGUCCUCUCACGGAGGAAAGUCUGUGGAGAAAAUUCACCGUCGAGGAGCGAAGGGUUAUCCUGUCAGAAGACCUCACUCGUCGCUGGUGGUACGAAGGAUUUUGUAUUCUUUUGAAGUGUUACCGCGAAGAUGAGACGUUAUCUGUGGCAGGGAGGAAGGUUGUUGAAACAAGAUGGACCGAAGUUCUUCAAAACAGACUCGCCAUAUCCAGACGUCUGGUGUCUGUUGACAUAUCAGUGUGUCAGAUCAAGAAACCGAUAUUCAUCAUUGGACCGGCUCGCUCUGGGACGACCUUCCUUCUGAAUCUACUAUACGAGGAUCCUGGUAACACUUCACCCAGAUAUUACGAGACGAUGCACCCUGUGGAGGAGGUGACGGUAGAGGGGAAAGAACGAAGACUUAUGACCGAACAACGAGCAUUGGCCGCGGUGUACAAGGAGAUGCCGGAAAUGAAAGCUCAGCAUUAUAUACACGCUGACAGAGCGUACGAGUGCUACCAUCUAAUGGACCAAAUGGGGCUGUUUAAGAACUUCCGGUUACUCACAGGAAACUUCCAGGAAUACGAGGCAUGGCAAAUAACGCUGACCAAGGAUCAAAUGGUGGAAGUUUACCGAUUCCAUAAAUUGCAAAUGCAACUCAUCCUUUUGGGAAGAAGCAAAGAUUCAUUUGAAAAUAACCAACAGCUCGUUUUCAAGGAGUCCACUCAUGCUAUGAACCUGGAGGCAAUACUGACGGUUUACCCAGACGCUCUCUUCAUCAAUACUUACCGUGAUCCCUGCGAGGCAACGGCAUCCAAUAUGUCUCUCUGUGAGGCCUGUAUGAUAAGUCUAGGGUAUGAGCCAAAGGACAUAGAUUUAGGACUCAUUGGCCAAGAUAAACUACGAUGCCCGCUGGUCAACGGUGGUAAUGAGAUGGUGAAAUUUCGAAAGAGUCACCCAGAAGAAGAACAUCGAUUUUGCGAUAUAGAUUACAAAGAUAUUGUUGGUUCUCCCAUGGCUGUAGUGAGGCAAAUCUACAAGUUUUUUGGCUUGAGGUUGACAUCGGAAGGGGAAGCCAAGAUGAGCGCCUAUGUCAGAGAACAUCCUCAAAACAAAUAUGGCCGCCAUAAGUACGAUUUGAAGCGCUAUAAGAUGACAGAGGAGGAAGUGAUGGAAUAUCUUAAAGAAUAUGUUGGAUUUUAUAAAUCACGACAAUAAUCCUAGAUAGGUCCGUGAAGGAUGUUCACAGCUCUAGGUAGACUUUAGUUUUGACUUAAUCUGUACAAUUAAGUAAUAUCCAGCUGGCUAUAUUGCGAAUUCGAAUUAUUGAUACCUUUUUUGGAUUCCCGUUAGAAACUUUGAAAUGUUUUCAUUAUGUAUUUUGAUAUAUCUCAAUGCUUCUUGUAUUCAAUGGCUUCUUAAAACAUAUAUAUAUAUAU